Messenger RNA from Lineus longissimus, 5289 nucleotides. Its product is annotated as coronin-1B-like. The record is from RefSeq and is a predicted model, not a curated record. Gene Ontology annotation, molecular function: actin filament binding. The transcript is spliced from 12 exons. Lineage: Eukaryota; Metazoa; Nemertea; Pilidiophora; Heteronemertea; Lineidae. Gene Ontology annotation, biological process: actin filament organization. Bases 79 to 1809 code for a protein of 576 amino acids.
UCCGGUCAGGAAGUCGGGAGAGGCAACACCUCUUCUUUAACACUUUAUUUAUACCAAGAUUCCACAAAAACUACAAUAAUGUCGUACAGAUUGAACCGUCCGAAAAGUCAUUACAACCACAUGUAUGGCAAACCUGCCAAUCAAGCAGAAUGUUAUAGUGAUAUUCGUAUCUCGAGAACGCCAUUUGAUGGUUUGUUCUGUUGUGUCAAUCUGAAGUAUUUAGCAAUCAUCACAGAGGCUGGAGGUGGAGCAGCAUUCAUGAUCUUGCCGUUGUCACAGACUGGUCGAGUUAAAACAGACCAACCCACUGUUGAUGGGCACAAAGGGAAAGUAUUGGACAUCAAAUGGAACCCAUUUGAUGAUAAUCUGAUUGCUAGUUGUUCUGAGGAUACAUCAGCUAAAGUCUGGCAAGUUGAAGAGAAGAAGGAUGGUGUGUACGCAAAAUUGUGCGUUGAUCUUGUCCACCACCAGAAAAAAGUCACUCACAUCGAAUGGCACCCAACUGCAAAGAAUGUAUUACUUACUGCAGGUGCUGACAAAAUGAUAUACAUCUGGGACUUGAUGAAACCCGAGAUCAUGUUCCAGUUUGAGUUCCCUGACUGCGAUUCAUUCCUUUCUUUCAACUUCAAUUACAAUGGUUCCCAACUGGUGGUGUCUACGAAGGAAACCGGUGGCAAGGACGGCUUCAUUCAUGUGCUCGAUGUCAGAAAAGGAGAAAUAUUGGCGAAAUGGAGUGCUCACCCAAGGAAUGCUAUGGCGCUAUUUGUCAAAGAUGGUCGCGUGUUCACAACUGGCUCAAAGAAGAUGACGGACAGGAAGUGCGCUAUAUGGGACUUGAAAGAUACGAGUGCCCCCCUUGAAUCAUGCGAAGUUGACAACUUCAACCGUGCCUUGUUCCCUUUCUAUGACUGUGAUACAAACUUGGUUUAUCUCUGGGGAAAGGGCGAAUCUGCAGUUAAAUUCUAUGAAAUAUUUGACAAGCCACCAUACAUCUACUAUCUCGGUUCAAUAACAUCCGCUAACAGUGGGAAAGGUAUCGCUUUCAUGCCAAAGAGGGGGUUGGACAUGACAAUAAACGAAAUGGCAAGAAUAUACAAACUAGUAGACAAGUCAUCAGGCGGUAUGUGUGAGGUGAUCUCGUGCCUUGUAUCAAGAAUAGACAAAACGUUCCAGGAUGAUCUCUACCCUGAUACCUUGGGGCCAAACGCGGUGCUCACAGCCGAUGAUUGGAGAGGUGGCGCCGAUGCUGUCCCAGAGCUGGUAUCUCUCCGAGAGCGAUUCGACGAGUUAUCUGUUGAGGACACCCAGGCUGAAGGCACAUCUACUUUGGGCUCUUCUAGUUUGGGCACAUCCAGUUUGGGCAGUUCCAGUUUGGGCAGUUCAAGCUUGGGCAAUAAGUCAACCGUCACAAGUAAUGCUGCAAAGAAGCCUGAAACAAGAAAAUUUUCGGCACCUGUGUCCACUAGCAGUGGUGCGACUGUUGCUACGCGAGUUAAAAUGAACAGUAAUAGGUUUGCAUAUAAUAGGAGUGGAUCAAGAGAGGAAACCAACACUACUCCUCCACCUGAACCAGUCAGUCGGGCCACCCCACCUCCUCGGGUGACAUCCUCCCCAGCUCCUGAUAGCGAUGAGGUCACAGCCCUGAGGGGCGAGCUCGUGAAGACACAGAACGAGCUGAAGGAUACUAAGGACGAGGUUACAGAGCUGAAGAAGAGGAUGAAGAAAUUGGACACCAGGUUGAAGAUGAUGGAAGCGAAGGUGACGGUGAUUGAACAGCAGAAUCAUGAUGAUGAUGAGGCGGAGGUAUAAACUAGAUGUAAUCGUGCUGUGGGACGGAUGUGGCACCAACUCAAAAAACCUAGGAUGGAGUUUGGAUCAGCAGUAGUUGCUCCAACAUAGUUGUUUGCAUCUUUAUGAAGCUGGAAUCCUUCUCUUCUUGAUUCAACUCGUCUACAAUCAUUUAGCACCGUUUACGUAUUUCAUUGUUUUCAAAAUUAACAUUUAAUGAAUAUACUAACAGAAACUACUUACUGAUCUUUCUAUACAAUGCAUAAUAUCAUGGUGAGUAUCUUGGUACACAGAGCUGCGGACCCAACAGGGGGGCACUGUGAUACAUGCAUUCCUUAGCUGUAUAGUCCAAGUGAGCCUAAGUGAGUGAUAUAUCCAUUUACCUAUACCCAAGAUUAAAAAAGACGAGUUUUUAUUCAUGAUAUUCCUGGUUUUUCGAGGUGGUGGCAGGUCCCGACUUUCGUUUCUAAUUUCAGUUGUAUUUUUACUUGUCUUGUGAUUUUCCAUGGCAACAUAUUGAUAUUGAACAAGAAUUUAUAAUUACAGAAAAGUAGAGUAGAAAUUAUGGGCCAAAGUUUGCAAGCAGCUUUAUAACGUGUAGUUACCGUAUUCUUAAAUAAUGUAGAACAAAAUGUACAAAUGUAGUUGAUUAUUCGGUGUCCUUCUUGUGGUUCUAUCGUCUCAUUCAACUGAUGGUAAGAGAAUAAUGCAUUGGGGUAUUAAUCUGUUUUGUAGUUUUAUACAUCGAGUACCAUGUCUACUUAGAAAAAAGGUCCUUUUUGUUGCCCAAAAUUUCUUUCUUCACAUUUUUCCAGAUUUUUUAACCGUUUUUUAAGGCCUCAUCUUUAUGAUGCGAAAACAUUUGUAGAAUUCUGAUAGAAUCACAGGAAGGGCCGGAUGUCUGUAUAUGAUGAUAUUGUUGCCUUCAAUGAAUACUACUUCUGUGCAUUUAUAUGGCAUGGAGCACUGUAACUUGGCAAUAUAAGAAACAAAUACCGAUCACACAUAAUUUCAUGUACAUGUACAUGAUUGUAUGCAGUCAAUAAUUACUUGUAUAUCCUUUUUUGUGUCCUAGAAACUUUCAUCCAGUCUGCAGAACAAACUUCUGUAGAACAUUCUUUUCUUUUCAUUCUAGUCCAAAGAGGAAGUGACAUCACCCGUUGCGCCCAUUUCAACUAAGUCGAAAAUUUUGAAAUUCGAAAGUCUUUGCUGACUUCAGUACACCUAACUACCUAACUUAUCAUACUAUACUCUCCCUGAACGCUGAACAAUUUACCACCAGUGUAAAAAUUACUUCAUCAAAUUGUUUUGUUGAAGUGAAAUCAUCCAAUCAAUUGAUAAUCAAACAUAAGGCUGACAGAUAAGAUAUCACAUGUUUUAUGCAAUCCCAGUUUCCACGUGUAUAACCAAGAAUCCAUAUCUAUUAUAAUAUGUAUUAAGAUUGAUGAAAACCUUGAGCUUUUGUUGAAUGAAAGCUUAUUGCUUGAACUCCAGUAUGGGGAUGAGAACUAACGACCAAUAGAACUUGAUUUCAUUUGAAGGCUUGGAGGCUUUCACAUUGAACAAUUGCAGGGGAGCUGGUUAUUCGGUGGACUCUUUGAGUUGGCUUUAGAGAGCUGGCCCAGGCUCCAUAGCGUAACAGUAUCAAUGGAUAGUCGCAGCUUUCCUUGGAGUGAUUGGGUUGGAGUUUGAUCACUCCCGUUCAAUGUGACACUGGGUUGCUUCUGUACUGCUCUUGUCUGGGGUUGGUCACUGUCUGGACAACCAGGAUGAGUGUGGUGGUCUUAAUCAUACCCAGAGCUACCCACAAGUUUUUCAGUUGUCUGCUGACCGUAACUCCUCUGAGCUUAGAGUGCAUUAACAACAGGGAUUUGGCUACUGGAGCAUUCAUAUGUUGCUCAAAGGUUAUGGAAGAGUGAGCCACUGCUGUAGCGUGGAAUGUUUCAGAUUGUUGUUGAAAGUGUUUUCACUGAGCAGAGAGUGAAGAUUGAAUGAUCUGAAUCCGAUUCUGCAUUCGUGGUCAGUAAAGAUUAUAUUUACCAGUUUUAACAAACAUUUUGUAUUGCGUGUAUCUUAGUUUAUAGACUCAGAACCCCUAUAGCAAGAAGAGUUUAAUACUAAACGAUAUAUAUCCAAGUCUAAUAUCUAAUAAACAUGAUAGAUGAGAUCUGCAACUACAGUUAAAAAUGGCUGAAAUGAGGUUGGUUUGUAUUCCCAUGUGGUUACUGAAUUUCAUAUUGUCGCGAUGAAGAUGAUUGGCAUAUGACUGAGAUCUUUUGUCCAACCGACCUAUUCUCAGGCCUGUAUAGCUGUACUGAUAACUGCCAUUCCUAGAUUCCCCAUGUUCCAGUGUUUGGCAGAAAUUUGUUAUCUUGAGUAUCUAAAUUACACAUGUAUAUGACUCUUUGUUGCAGUUAACCAUUCAGCAUGUGCUAUUCUUAACUUUCUAUUGCGCUUAUCACCUUUCCAUGACAGGUUCACCCACCCUCCCACCCAGUUACUAAGUUGUAGUUGUUUGUGUUUUUGAUCAUAGUGUUUGAAUAGUGAGGUUAAGACAGAAAGUUACAUUUUCUGCAAUCAAUUUCACUGUUAUCCUUACCAUGGGGCCAAUAAGUUUCGACAAAUUGUUGUUGUCAACUUGUUGUGUUUUUGACAGAGUGCAGUCGACUAAAAGUAGUUAUGUUUUUGGUUCCCUCGAAAAUACCGAUGAUCAUUUAACAAAAGUGAUUUAAAAUUGACUGAUGAAGAUUUAAACACAACCCUGCACUCUUGAUACCACAAAUAAGUUAUUUUUCAUCUCUUUUGGUUUUCCUUUGACUUGAGUUCACAAUGAGUUUAUGCAAUAUUAGACAUUUUAUGCCUAUGUACAGUACUGAGGACACCUCUUAAUGCUAGAUAUUUAGUCACUUACCUUUUGUCAGUUUGAAGAAUGUCUUAAAAGUAUUGAUUUUCAGUGUAUGAAGAAGGAACGGUCGUCACUCCUUCCAAGAUCAAUGAUAACCAAUGAAAGUUGUUUCUUGAGGUUGUAGAUAAAAAUUUGUCCCCAAUAUUUCCUCAUCACAUUUGGUUUAGCAUGACAAUCGUAAUGUGUUUUCUGAAUAUGAAAUGUUGACGUUUGAAUCUUACAAUGAGCAGUUGAUCAGUUUUCAUUGAUUCAAUACAUUUUCACUGAACAAAGUGCUAUGGUCCCUCUGUGCUAAAUUUUGCCUUAUGAUUCAAACUGCAUUUGAACGGUGUUCGGUAAGGCAGCACAAUUAUAGUCCUAGUACAAUUACAAUGUGUACAAUACUGUGUAUUUCCAGCUGUUUUCUACAGUGUUGGGGCGAUAAUUGUACUGCUUAACCUUGAAUUCUAUGUGGUGUACAUUUUCUAUGAUGUUUCACUUAUGAGUAGUACAUAGGUCAGUUCUUGUAGAUUGGUUCUUUAAGAGUUACUUUACAAACCGUUGUACACAAAAUUGUAUUCUAUAGAUAUCAGUAAUAAAGUGCUUGCUAUAAUAUA